Messenger RNA from Chilo suppressalis (striped riceborer), 1653 nucleotides. The record is from the annotation of a GenBank genome assembly. NCBI's taxonomy places the organism in Eukaryota, Metazoa, Arthropoda, Insecta, Lepidoptera, Crambidae.
UAGUACGCCCUGCGGAAGCGCAUUCGUCACAACGUGAAUACGGACGGUCCGCCAAUGGAGCACUGGCUUGACUUCGCCGCCGAGAAGUACGGGGAGCGGCUCGUGGCCGACAUGAAGGUGGUCUGCUCCAUACUCUACUUGUACCUGCCCGUGCCGAUCUUCUGGUCGCUGUUCGAUCAACAGGGAUCCCGUUGGACGUUUCAAGCAUCCAGGUUACGGAGUGAAGUAUUUGGUGUAACGCUUAUGCCAGAUCAACUGCAAGUGAUGAACCCUGCCAUGGUGCUAGUGAUGAUUCCCGUGUGCCCCGGAGGUGCUUGGCCUUUGUUACCGGAUUUACCACCUUUGCACAAGAUGUUUGUGGGCGGAAUGUUGGCGGCCAUGGCUUUCGUUUCAGCUGGGAUACUGCAGAUAGGAAUAGAACGGUCAACAUUGCAAGUACCAGGGCACCACCAGAGCGGGUUGGUGUUGCUGAACACGCUGGAUUGUCCCGUGGAGAUGUCGGUGCGAGGUGAGGGCGUUGCCCCCGUCGAGCAGCGCGGCACGGCGCUCAUGACUCCUCUGCCGCACCGCGUGCUCGGCAUCACUGUGUCCUGCCCUGUCAAUUGUGCGGGCAGGGUCAUGAAGAAACUCACGGUCAGGGAGGACUUGAAGACUGUCGCUAAUAUGUUUAUGCCGAUAGUCAUAGGGCAGAACUCGGACGACCAAAUAUCUAUGUAUUUUAUGGAUCCUAAUGCGUUCAUAAAAUCUUUAACUGGAAAGCCGAAAUUAAAGGUGGUGUACGUGGGAGAUACUGGUCCCAAUAAGAACGUGUCCAUCGCUGUAGAGACAGACCGGCAGCUAAGCGACAUUUACUACGUGUCCGACGCGCCUAUAGACCACAUCGGCGAGUCCGCGUACAUGUGCAUGCAGCCUGGGAAGUUUAAAUGGCGUGCACAAAGCGCCGGUGGCGAAGUAUCAGGCUCGGGAGAGGGCUAUCUAAGGGCGGGAGGUGUCUACGUGCUCUGCUUGCGAGAGCGUUUAGGACGAUUGGACGCAGCUGUACUUCAUGCUCCUAAUCCACCUAACGAACUGCACCUCGCUUGGAUCGUGCCACAGUACUUGCUCGUCUCAGUCGCAGAGAUAAUGUUCGCUGUCUCCGGCCUUGAAUUCUCCUUUACACAGGCACCUAAAAGUAUGAAAACUAUAACAAUAGCAGCGUGGUACGUGUCAGUCGCGUUUGGAAAUCUCAUUGUCAUUUUAGUUGCUCAGACGAAGAUCUUUGAGUCAAGGGCAACGGAAUUCUUUGUUUACGCUGCGGUGCUGACAUUGGCAAUGCUGCUGUUCCUACACAUGGUGCAAGGUUAUGAGACCAGAAGCAUCGAGGCAGACGCAUCUUCUUCGGAGAGUCGGCCUCUUUUACACCAUCGAUCAAAGGUGAUAUCGGUGCAUUCGUUAUCGACGUCGAGCACGCGCGGGUUCAGUAGCCGGAGCAGCGCGGCCUCAGUACUCGGCGCGAUGGAUAGCUCUAGGCAGACCGCGAGGCAGACCGCGAGGCAGACAACGAGGCAGACGGCGAGGCAGACCACGAGGCAGACAGCGUGGCCGACGCGAGCCUACGUGCAUGUCGCCACGCCCAGCACCAGUGAACCGAGAGCCACGACCCUCGCCAAAUAG